This is a messenger RNA of Manihot esculenta (cassava), 2267 nucleotides long. Its product is annotated as cyclic nucleotide-gated ion channel 4. The transcript is spliced from 7 exons. The record is from RefSeq and is a predicted model, not a curated record. Lineage: Eukaryota; Viridiplantae; Streptophyta; Magnoliopsida; Malpighiales; Euphorbiaceae. Bases 87 to 2162 code for a protein of 691 amino acids.
CCCCUGAAAACAUUAGGACAGCCCCUCACUCCCAACCUUCCCUUACCCACCAAAUAUUUCUCCUACUCUCUCCCUCUCCUUUUCUCAUGGCUACCGAUCAUCAGGAAAACUCAAGUGCAGCACAUAUGCAGGAUUUCACAGACGAGGAUAGCCAGAACGAAGGAGUACUAGAAGAUGAAGACGAAGAAGAAGAAGAAGAGGAGGAGGAGGAAGAGGAAGAAGGAACCACACAGGAUUGCAGGAGUAAGCUCUUUAUGUGUGGCGGUUAUGGUGGUGAUUCUCGAAGAAGAGGGUGGUUUUUAGGGAAAAUGUUGGACCCUCGAGCCAGAUGGGUUCAAGAAUGGAAUAGAGUUUUUCUUCUUGUGUGUGCCACCGGACUAUUUGUGGACCCUCUCUUUUUUUACGCUCUGUCUGUUAGCGAUACCUGCAUGUGCCUCUUCAUCGACGGGUGGUUUGCUAUCACGGUAACGGUUCUCCGGUGCAUGACUGACGCCUUGCACCUGUGGAACAUGUGGUUGCAGCUCAAAAUGGACAGAAAACCAUCCAGUGGUGGUGGUGGUGAGAAUAAUGGAACUAGAAGUGGACCACGCUCGAUGACAAGCCCUAGUUCAGUGGCCCUGAUGUACCUGAAGGCAAAGAGAGGAUUUUUCUUUGAUCUGUUUGUGAUUCUCCCCCUACCCCAGAUUGUGCUAUGGGUAGCAAUUCCAUCAUUAUUAGAGAAAGGGUCAGUAACUGUAGUGAUGACCAUAUUCUUGAUCAUAUUCCUCUUUCAAUAUCUUCCGAAGAUCUACCACUCGGUUUGCCUUCUUCGACGCAUGCAGAAUCUCUCAGGCUACAUAUUUGGAACUGUUUGGUGGGGAAUUGCCCUCAACAUGAUUGCAUAUUUUGUUGCUUCUCAUGCAGCAGGUGCAUGCUGGUACUUGCUAGGGAUCCAAAGGGCAGCAAAAUGCUUGAAAGAACAAUGCAGAGAAACACAGGGAUGCGGGCUGAGGUUAUUAUCUUGUAGAGAAACUAUUUACUAUGGAACAACAAAUAAGGUGAGAGAUGGAGCAAGAUUAGCAUGGGCAGACAACAAGGUGGCAAGGGCUACCUGCUUAGACAGCAGUGAUAAUUAUGACUAUGGAGCUUAUAAAUGGACUGUUCAACUCGUUACCAAUGAUAGCAGAUUGGAGAAAAUACUUUUUCCCAUCUUUUGGGGUCUAAUGACUCUCAGCACUUUCGGAAACCUGGAGAGCACAACAGAGUGGUUGGAAGUUGUUUUCAAUAUCAUUGUUCUAACAAGUGGACUCCUUUUGGUCACGAUGUUGAUCGGAAAUAUCAAGGUUUUCUUGCAUGCAACCACAUCAAAGAAGCAAGCAAUGCAGUUGAAGAUGAGGAACAUAGAGUGGUGGAUGAGGAAGAGACACUUGCCUCAAGGAUUCAGGCACCGUGUCCGUAACUAUGAGCGGCAGCGCUGGGCAGCAAUGCGCGGCGUCGAUGAAUGUGAAAUGAUCAGGAACCUCCCUGAAGGACUUAGGAGGGACAUCAAGUACCAUCUCUGCCUGGAUUUAGUGAGGCAGGUACCACUUUUCCAACAUAUGGAUGAUCUUGUCCUAGAGAACAUUUGCGACCGUGUGAAGUCUCUCAUUUUCACGAAGGGAGAAACAAUAACAAGAGAAGGCGACCCUGUCCAAAGAAUGCUAUUUGUGGUAAGGGGUCAUCUUCAAAGUAGCCAAGUGCUUAGAGAUGGAGUCAAGAGUUGCUGCAUGUUAGGUCCUGGGAAUUUCAGUGGAGAUGAACUCUUGUCAUGGUGCCUAAGAAGACCGUUUAUAGAACGUUUACCACCAUCCUCAUCAACACUGGUAACUCAGGAGACCACAGAGGCAUUUGGGCUAGAAGCUGAAGAUGUGAAAUAUGUGACGCAACAUUUCAGAUACACAUUUGUGAAUGAAAGAGUGAAGAGAAGUGCAAGAUACUAUUCACCAGGAUGGAGAACUUGGGCAGCUGUGGCCAUUCAGUUGGCUUGGAGAAGGUAUAAGCACCGCUUGACGCUUACUUCAUUGUCAUUUAUCAGGCCAAGAAGACCUUUGUCUCGGUGCUCUUCCUUAGGGGAGGAUAGGCUCAGGCUUUAUACAGCUUUGUUAACUUCACCAAAGCCAAAUCAGGAUGAUUUCGACUUCUGAAAGCGAACAAGAGCCACUCCAUGUAUGGAUUUUGAAAAUCACUACUUUCUUUGUAGAAAAAACAGUUCUCUGGUAGGCAAUAUGUUCUUUCUUUUACUCAUUUAA